CAAUUGCUUGUGAUAAUCUAAUUAUAUUCUAAUAGGUGACUUUAACUUCUACCAAAGUCGUUUUCUUUUGAGAUAUCUGCACUUUUACUAAACUUUGUCUUUCAGGAAACUUUCUCCACCACCGAUUUAGAAGUUUUAAACCACCUGUGGCUGCUGACGGACAAUACGUCGUAUCUUUGGUGGGUGUUUGAACGCCUCACAGACCCCGCCUCUUGUCUCUGUCCUCUGGGGAGCAGUGAGACUUUUUAGUGCCUCUGGGUGUCAACGGCGAACUUUAACUCUCGGUAGUAGUCAGGUCGACGGCCCUCCGAGGAGGUCUCUGCGCUCUCCUCCCUGUCUUUCAGUUUUCGGUUCAGGUGGACAUCUCCUCUGUCAGUAUGUCUCCGUCCACGUCCCCCCGGUUCUUCACGGAGAGGGAAGUGGCCCGUCACUGUACCAAGGACUCCUGCUGGGUGCUGCUGGGGACCAGGGUGUACGAUGUGACCUCUUUCUUGCGGAUGCACCCGGGCGGGGAGGCGUUGAUACUCCGGCGGUCGGGAAAGGACGUGAGCCGGGAGAUGGAGGGACCCCCGCACCGGCACUCGGAGAACGCCCGGCGGUGGAUGGAGCAGUACUACAUCGGGGAGCUGGACCGAGACAGCGGCACCGACGAGGCACAGGUGAGUCCACACCUGGCGAGCUAGCUUGUCCUCAAAGCACAGACAGGCUGAGAGAGGGGAAAAGCUUUGCUAGGCUAGCGUCGUCGUGUUGUCUUUACAGUGUUAGAAACAAACAGGGGUCUUAUUUAAACAAACAAACAAACAAACAAACAAACAAACUUUCACAUUUACAGCCUAGCAACGUUGUUUUGGUGGAAAGUUUAUCGUUAACCCGCUGAAACAUGGAUCAGUUUUCUUGUGUUUCGAGAUUCUGGUGUUCAACAUUUGAAAAUUGAGCAAAUCGGUUUGAUUUCAUUGAAAAAAAAAAGACAUUGAGAAA
Molecule: messenger RNA, 978 nt
Organism: Plectropomus leopardus (leopard coralgrouper)
Lineage: Eukaryota; Metazoa; Chordata; Actinopteri; Perciformes; Serranidae
Source: RefSeq, a predicted model, not a curated record